CUAAAAGAGCAAAUACUUUUCCACCUUUGAUGUUGAUCCUUUCCACAUCUUAUUUAACUAGCAUCAGAAAUAUUUUGUUAAUUAUUGCUGAUGGAUUCAUCUUGGAGUUAUGUGUUCAGUGUGGUGGGGUAACUUUCAUCCUGUUCCAAAUAAAAGGGGUGUGAAGAGGCACCUGCUUUAUAUCAGCGUGUUAUGCAAGCAGGUGACGCUGCUAAUUCUGAGAAAGCAAGACUGAAAAGGUGAAACCAGUUUUCUUGGUACAAAGUGCUGCUAGUGUCAACAGACCAAUGACAGUGGCAGUGGGAAGUCCUAGUCCUACUUCUCAAAGGCAGCACGCUUAGAGUAAACUUAUUACCUGUGGAUUCUUUGCUUGUCUAACAUCAUCGUCUCUUAGCUAUAAAGAGUCUGGAGUAGCGUGCAGUAAGACACAAAAUAUUGUGUUGAUGUAAGAAAGAAGAAAUUUGGUUUUAGGUUCUGGAGUCAAAGAAACAGGAAAACUAUUGGUGCUGGGGCAAAUUCUGACAGUGCUGCAAAUAUUUACCUGAAUUUUGUGGUUUUGGAUGUCUAAUCACUGUUUGGUGAUAUAAGGUGAAGUGAACACUCCGAUGGCGGACAGGAUUCCCUGGUGGAAGGCCUUCACCGGCAGGGUGCUGAGCAACAUCCUUAAAGACGCUGGGAUUCAGCAAGAUCAAAGCUCGGACAGCAAAAACUCCGGCUUCACGAGCGAUGGCGUUGAUGCGUCACAGCUCGAGCCUGCUUUAAUCGAAGGCACGUUCAGCCGCAACCUUUCCGUCUCGCGCUCCGGCCGCUUCAAGGAAAAACGCAAGGUUCGAGCCACUUUGCCCGCAAACAAGAACUUUUACGACAGCAACACAGCCGUGGCCAAGUAGCCAUGCUAACAUCCUAACAUCCACCACAGACACUGACACUGACCGCAGAAGACCUCUCAAAUCGAAAUGAGGAAAGAAAAAGAAAAAAACUAUACUAGAGGUUAAUAAAAGCAAUUAAAGCCACCUUAAACUCACACAAUGCAAAGAAUUUAAAACAUAAUUUGUUAAUUAGGGUUAUUGGAGUUAAUUACCUGUUAGCCUAUUUAGUCAAGCUAAAUGCCAUCAGCUCUGAGAAGAAGGGAAUAUUUAUUUAUAUCUAAAUUCAGAAAAAAUCUCUGCUGUAAGUUUCAUUGUCAGUGGGGGUGGUGCCUUUUCAUUUUACCCAGAAACGUGGAUAUAAAAGAUUUAAAGCGCAUAAUUGGACCUAAUUAAGAGUAGGCCUAAAGCUUUAAAGGUACACUACACACACUACCACAUCAGUGACAAGGAAGGGUACAGUUUAGUGCCCUUUUUCUUCUGAGAGUGUACACACCAGCACACUUAGCACACAUUCAGAAAGGGGUCCCAAGUACAACCCCUAGAGGAAGACCCUUUUUAACAAGAGCCCAUUUUCUAAGUGUGUGUUUAUAUAUGUGUGUGUGUGUGUGUGUGUGUGUGGUUAUGUGGUUUGCUAGUGGGUUAAUUGCCUGUUAUGGAGUCUUUUCCAUUCUGAUGUCUCUUGUUGUUGUGGUAAAUGUUAAUGCAACGCCUGGCUGUUGUUCUGCUGUUUAUUUGUUACUGAUAUGAAGGGCCACUUAUUUAUUAUCUAAAAUGUUAAAGUUUCAGUGCUUUUGUAACUGUUUGUAUGAAGGAUAUUUACAUAUAUGCUUAUAUAUGAAUGUAAAUGUAACUAAAUGUUGAUGUUGGUUGUUUUAUAGUCUGGUUUGGAUGUAUGAUGUAGUUUCAAGUAACAUACUUGCAGGUGGAUCCCUGCUGUCAUGGCAGUUCUGAAUAGGAUCAUUUUUUGCACUAAUGGAUUUUUUUUAAGGAUUAUAAUAAUCAACAAUCAUGUGAAUUUAAUUUAGAAAUCUCCUAUAUGGAUAUAUGACAAGGUCAUAUAGUCAAAAACCAGUCGAUAUAUUACUGAAAGGAGUGUUCUGUACAAGGACUACUACUGUAAGGACAAAUUGUACAUAAUGGCAGGUUGUGUAAUCUUCAUAAAUGGAUGGAAUUUGAUGUUUAACAGUGUAAAUGGAAGUGUGCUGUAGGCUAGUUAAUACUGAUACAAAAAUACUGAUGUCUUACUAUCAUGUUGUUUCAUGGAGGAAUCACUGUUUCCUUCCCAUUUUCAUGGAGGUUGACAUUAAAUAAACAUAAGCACACAGCA
This is a messenger RNA of Pangasianodon hypophthalmus (striped catfish), 2196 nucleotides long. Its product is annotated as proline-rich protein 15-like protein. NCBI's taxonomy places the organism in Eukaryota, Metazoa, Chordata, Actinopteri, Siluriformes, Pangasiidae. The record is from RefSeq and is a predicted model, not a curated record. The transcript is spliced from 2 exons. The coding region runs from base 606 to 890 and encodes 94 amino acids.